GAGCGCGUAGGCCGAAUUUGUUAUAGCGGCAGACAUGGCGCUGUUAGACGAAUUGGUCGCAAAUUACCAGCUCCUCACGCAGGAAUGGAGCAAGAAAUCCCCCGACCUCCGGAGAUGCGGCGCCUUGUUAGCCAUGCUAAAGGUUACGUUGACGCAGCUGCCGUUCUUGCCCACUUCAAACACCGCCGUCACAAAGAAGGAGCUCCUUUUAGCACGAGACAUACUCGAAAUUGGCGCGCAGUGGAGCGUCAUGACGCGGGACAUCCCCUCCUUUGAGCGCUACAUGGCCCAGUUAAAAUGCUACUACCUCGACUACCAGAACGACUUGCCCGAGUCUACGUACAAGUACCAGUUGCUCGGCCUCAACCUCCUCUGCCUACUGUCUCAGAACAGGGUGGCCGAAUUCCACACGGAGCUGGAGCUUCUGCCAGCCAAGGAGAUUCAGAGCAACGUGUACAUCACCCACCCGGUCUCCCUUGAGCAGUUCCUCAUGGAGGGCAGCUACAACAAGGUGUUCCUGUCGAAGGGUAACGUACCAGCGGCCAGCUACAGCUUCUUCAUGGACAUCCUGCUGGACACGGUGCGGGACGAGAUUGCGCGCUGCAUCGAGAAGGCCUACGAGCGCAUCUCCAGCCCCGAGGUCACCCGCAUGCUCUUCCUUGACUCGCCCCAGCUGACCGACGUCUACGCCAGCAAGCGAGGGUGGACGGCAACAAACAAUGUGUACCAGUUCGGCACGGAAGUGAAGCACACAGAAGACGUCAUCUCCACAGAAGACCUGGCGAUCCAGGCCAUAGGCUACGCCCGUGAACUUGAGAUGAUUGUCUAGCGGCCGCCACAAUUCAUAUUGCAGUGCUUGUCUGUCGCUCUUUUUUUUUUUUUUAAGUGUAUAAAAAUGCAAAUCUCUCA
This is a messenger RNA of Dermacentor andersoni, 909 nucleotides long. It is a transcript of the gene Rpn12, whose product is annotated as regulatory particle non-ATPase 12. Gene Ontology annotation, cellular component: nucleus; proteasome regulatory particle, lid subcomplex; cytosol. The record is from RefSeq and is a predicted model, not a curated record. Lineage: Eukaryota; Metazoa; Arthropoda; Arachnida; Ixodida; Ixodidae. Gene Ontology annotation, biological process: proteasome-mediated ubiquitin-dependent protein catabolic process.